AUGUAUCCAAGGGUAUCUAGAGGUAGUCCGCCCCCUCCGUAUAUCAAUCCGCCUUUGUAUGAUCGAGGACCUUCUGCUAACGAGGUAGAACUGACUGAUGCUGAUGCCUCUGGAGAGUCCGACAAUGAACUCAACUGGGAGGAAGAGUUCCGUCGACGUCGUGCUCCUUCGGUUGACUCAUUACCUCCACCAGAAACACUUCUUUCCAAUGACUACGUCCGAACUUCGAAUCAUCUUCCCAUGGUAAACCAAGCAGAAGCCCCCAUUCCAAACCAUUUGCAUGAGGCUUCAGAACAACAUCGACUGGGUGGAGAGAUUCCGGCUGGAUAUUUCGGAUUUUCAGAUUAUAAUGACUGUGGAGAUUCCGAAGUACAUAAUCUCAUUGGAAGUCCGCAGUCAAGGUCCUCCGAUCAUCCUCGUUCCUAUGCAAGAAUCACUAAUGUCAAUGAGUGCUCAUACGAGGCAGGUCACUGGCGUGAUGAAGUUAUUGCUUGGCAGACUCAAGGUUAUCAUUCCGAAAACUACGAUGGUAAUAGACAGUCCCGUGCUUUUGAUCCAUUAUCUGGCCGCCGCAUGAACGUUGAAGUCACUGAUCCUAUGGACUCACACGCUCUGAAUGUCAAAAGAAUUGUGAAUCAUCGCGCUGAGAACUUGCACACCAGUACCAUUAGCAGGAAUGGGAUUGUUGAUAUUGAUGGAGACGAGAGUGUUCUUCAACCACCGAAACCUAAACGAGGUCGCGGCCGGCCAAAGAAACCAAUAUCUAUUCAGGAAGAUGCAACAACUGUAUGUGUUACCACUCCAACGUCUCCUGCUUCCGCACCCCCAUGGCACUUCGAGUUGCUUCUGCAUCUAACCAAACCUGAUUCCGGGAAGCCAAGGAAGGGUGCCAUAAAGACUCAGAAGGAACUGGAAAAGCGUGGACCUGUCAAUGUCAUUGUGCCCACCUCAUUCGCUGGUCUGUUUACUAAUACAUUUGAAUGGCACUUUCUCAAACCCUCUACUGGGCCAUGGCUCCCCAUUACAACGGAAGCUGGUUUUCAGUCUAUGCUGGGACAAGCGAAGCAGCAGACAGUGAAGAAUUUGGUUCUGUACAUAAUUGUUCGUAUGCGGAAGCCUGUUCAAGGACUGGUUGUUGACGAAAUCGAAGAUUCAGAUGAAGAUUCAGAUGAUCAUAUCGGUCCCAUUCAGAAAAAGGGUAAAAUCGACGAUGAACUUGAUGUAAUUGUUCAAAAGCUUCUCAAUCAUUACCCUCCUGGUCGUUGCAACCAACAUCAAGAUCUUUCGUGCUUUUACCACCGUCCUCUCAAUCUUCAUUUUGAACUCACUCGUGGCCGCUGUCUGGUAUGGGCUUGUGAUAUAGUCACUCAUUGUGAGCCUAACCAGCGUGACAACAAGCCGGGGGUGGACUACAACCAGAUUCCCUUGGCAUCUCCGCUCUUUCAUGCCAAACAUGCCUUGAAAGCUCAACCGACAAAAUCAUCUGAGGUUCCUGCUGCGUCAACAGCUCUGAUGGCUCCUUUGACUCCUAUGCAUCCUGGAGGCUUCCCGGUCAUGCACAACGGUGGAUAUAGUCCAUAUGGUCAGUACCCGAUGAUGUCCCCAAUGCAGCCUAUGCAGCCAAUGUACCCUUUUGGUGCUGGUGGCUAUCCGUUAAUGCACCCGAGUUGGCCGACUCCCAUUCCAGCUGCUAGUGGAUCAGGCAGAUCGAUUCGCUUCUCUCCUCCUCAUUCCUCCCCACCACCUGGGGAAGGUUGCACUCUUCACCAGUUUUGCACAGAAUACAGAUUGAACGAAGAGAUUGAAGCAGGGCUCGGCCGUUUGGGCUAUGAACCUGGUGCAUCAUUAUUGGGAUUGUCCUCAGAUGAAUGGCGAGAAGCAGGGAUCAAGCCUGUUCAACGUGAUCUAAUCCUCAAGGCACACAAAAAAUACCAAAGUGGUCGAAAGGAAUAA
This is a messenger RNA of Lentinula edodes (shiitake mushroom), 1953 nucleotides long. RefSeq lists its product as uncharacterized. Bases 1 to 1953 code for a protein of 650 amino acids. The transcript has 11 exons. The record is from RefSeq and is a predicted model, not a curated record. Lineage: Eukaryota; Fungi; Basidiomycota; Agaricomycetes; Agaricales; Omphalotaceae.